GGUAAACUGCGCACCCAGAAGAGUGGGGAGAAGAAGAAGAAGAAGUAGAAGAGUAGUUCAGGUUUAAAGUAUGCACUGAGACAGUAAGUGUGUUGGAUUUAGAGUUGGAUUUAUUCCUUCUGUACCGUCUGAGGAGGACUGAUGGUCUUCUUCAAACUAUUCCAGGAUGGAAACCAAGCUGAGCUCCUGGACUCCUCUGAAUCAUCCUGUGUCCAACAGUAAGGUGUUUGCAGAGAGACGGAUCCUUCUGUCAAAGUGGUUUGACCGGUGGUCUGACGGCCAGAGGAAGGCGCUGCUGCAGGACUUGGUGCUGAGAUGUUCCAUGGAUCAGCUCCGGUUCCUGAGCCUCAGUGUGAGCAGACAGCUCCCCCUACAGGCCGCAGACUUCACCUGCCUGCUGCCCAGAGCCCUCAGCCUCUUCAUCUUCUCCUUCCUCGACCCUCGCAGCCUCUGUCGAUGCUCCCAGGUGAGCUGGAUCUGGAGGAGCAUGGUGGAGCUGGACCAGCUGUGGAGGCCCAGAUGUGUGAGGCUCGGCUGGAGCAUCGGCUUCACCCCGACUCCCUUCGAGCAGGGAGUCUGGAAGAGGCUCUACGUCCAGAAGGUCCAGGAGAUACGGAUCACUUCACUGCAGCAGCAGUUUGUGCUUCCAGAUGUUGCAGCAGUUCAAUCUGAAGAGCCACCAGAUGAGUUCUUCACCAGCGAGGAGCCUCCAGAAUCCACCAAUCAGAGGCCUGGAAGCAGCUCCAGGUCAGGAUUAAAGAAAGAGAAGCAGCUUCCACCAUGGAGAGACUCUGACAGACGACCCAAAGACACGAUCCGGUUCAACUACCUGGACAACCUGGAGCCCGUCCAGCUGAGAGCGCAGAUGAAAAGCAGAGUGAAGCCAGAUGACGUGGAGAAAAGAAAAACACUGUCUGAGGCCAACUACAAACUCCGCAAAGCCAAAUCUCUGAUGUUCCUCAGCUCCAACUGCAAACCCCACCACCUCCCAUCGCCUCCUCAUCUUCAGACCCAAACUCGCCCCCUGUGGGCAUCUCCCCCUCCAGACCACCCCCUCACCCAGCAGACCUCCAGCAGCCUCCUCCGUCUGGCCCAGUUCAAUGCUGGGAUCCGUCCGAGGCCGGUGAGGACUCCGGUGCCCCAGCUGAGCGUGGAGGCGCUCAGGGCGUCCCAGCGAUCUCACAGGAGCGUUCCCAGUACUCCACUGUUUGACUUCCAGCCCUGGACUGCUUCUACGUUACACAAACAAGAGAAGAAGUGAAGUCUAACGCCCCCACAUGGAGGACCACAGAACUGCAGCCUGUGUGAACAUCCCCAGCUAUUUUAUGAAGGAUACUUCAUAUUUUACUUUUAAUACACAGUAUAUUCUACAUGAGCUGUGAUGUUAUCAGCCUUGUUUUUCCCAGAUUAGGUAAAAAGAAGCCAGACUUCUCCUUUAAGGUCCGGUUGCUUUUUACUGAAGCCGUAAACUCACUCAGACUCGUUUUUAUAUCUAGAAUGCAUCUAAAAUAUUUGAACUGUUUUGCUGAAUCAUGGCGCUUGUUUGCUUGUUUUUUUUUACAGAUUAUGUUUUUGAAUUUAUGAAAAAUGAAAAUUGGCUGUACAAGACAAAAUUGUCUCGUCUUUU
This is a messenger RNA of Amphiprion ocellaris (clown anemonefish), 1627 nucleotides long. It is a transcript of the gene fbxo16, whose product is annotated as F-box protein 16. Gene Ontology annotation, molecular function: protein binding. Lineage: Eukaryota; Metazoa; Chordata; Actinopteri; Pomacentridae. The coding region runs from base 167 to 1261 and encodes 364 amino acids. The record is from RefSeq and is a predicted model, not a curated record. The transcript is spliced from 9 exons.